UGCACUGCACUGCAGCUAGCUCAAAAUCUUGGUCAUAUUGACAUGCCCCGGAAGUGCAGUGGUUUGUAGGAGCAGCAGCAGCAGCAUGGCAGACGAUCUUGGGGACGAAUGGUGGUUGGAUACGGACAAAACUGGAGGACAAGAUAUAGAAAUAGAUGCCACUCCUGGAACCUUACAAGAACACAAGAAAACAUCAAGUCUAACAAAGGCAAAUAAAGAACUGAAUAAAAGGAAACACCCUCCAACCACAGCAGAAACAAAAAAUGGAGAAAAGUCAAAGAAAGCAAAGAAGAAACGAAAGAAGAAUAAUUUGAGCUCUCAUUUAGCAUCAAGAGGUGACCAGCCAGGAACGAAAGAUGAUUUACAAGUAUCCAUGGCAACGUACUUCCAUGAGAAAUUAUCAACCAUUGAAAUGGAAGAACUUAUUCUUGAUGACGACUGCUUCCUGCAGCUCAACAGCGACGGUGCUCCUGUAUCAGAGUACUUAUCAAGGAGAAUACCCACAUGGACGGACAUGGUUGAUGAACAUAAGAAGGAGAAGACACCAAACCAUUCUUGUAUCGUCCUGCUUCUCACCUCUAGUGCUAAAAGGGCAGUAGAUCUGAAUAGAGAUACGCAAGCCUUCAAGGGGACUUGUGUCACGGCGAAGCUCUUUGCCAAACAUUUACGAAUCAGUGAGCAAGUGAAAUACCUUGAGAGUCACAGAGUCCAGUUUGCCGUGGCAACGCCUCAUAGAGUCUCCAGUCUUCUUGAAUCGGGAUCAUUUAAUGUCGAUGAUAUGAAAUAUGUCAUCCUGGAUUGGAACUGGCGGGAUGCUAAGCUCAGGAGGUUUGUGGAUAUCCCGGAAUUGAGGAAAGACCUCUUUGAUUUGUUGAGAAAACAUUUAGUACCGGCAGCCAACAAGGGACAACUCCGCUUUGGAUUGUUUUAAAGGGGCACUCUUGGAAAGCAUUCAAUCACCUCUUUUUGUCAGACUAGUAGUCAGAUUUGACAACCUACUAUUAUCUUUGAUUGGCUGAGUGCACUCUUUGAUAGCUGUCAGAAAAAAAAAAUCUGACAAGUCCUUUCUUGAAACGUUCAACACGACCUUAUGGCAUGCGCUGUAAUCCAAGCUAUAUGUUGAUGUAGAGGUUUGAGGUUCAAGCCUAAGUCACUACUUCGUUUGUUGACAUUUAAGACUGGUCCCAGACGUAAAUACACAGGGAGAUGCAGAUGAUGCUGCUUUCAAGGCCGAAGAAAGAAGAGGAAUAUUCCUCCAAGACGUAGAUAAUAAUAUCUGAUUACGUCUGUCAAGUUACAAUAUACACAUGGUAUAGGUGAAUUGAUCACCGUGCUGCAUCUUCGAGUCUUUAUCAGGUUGUUGAGGAAGGAUAUGAAUUUACAUCAUUUAAGAAGAAAGUCUACUGCUAGGUAUUACUCCCCGGAUGCCUAGAGAUACAAAAUAUGGCAUGAAACAGGUAAUGUUUUUAUGUUCAAAAUAUAUGGAAAUAUGGUUUUAACUCUUAUUUGCUAAAAAAAUCAGACAAACUUCUCACAAAAGUCGCAUGAAAUUAUGGUAACCCUAAUAGUCCCAAGGGAUGGGGAGGGGAGGGGGGGGGAUCAUGCGCCUAUUGAUGUUUUGCGCUAUUAGUUUAUAAUGUAGAAAACUUAUUUCAUGAAUUUUCCUGGCUUUUACAGCCAAAUUCUAAAAUCAUGCAUAAAUUAGCAUUAUAAUCAAUUCAUGUAAAUGUAAAGAUAAGAUGUAUUAGUGAAAUUUAGCUAUGCAACUUGUAGAUUAAGCCAUUACCUUCCAUCAUGCAAUAUAUUUCUAUGACCAUGCAAUUCUUGGGCAAGAUCGGGGGGGGGGGGG
This is a messenger RNA of Lytechinus variegatus (green sea urchin), 1849 nucleotides long. RefSeq lists its product as uncharacterized. Gene Ontology annotation, cellular component: nucleus; 90S preribosome. The transcript is spliced from 6 exons. The record is from RefSeq and is a predicted model, not a curated record. The coding region runs from base 86 to 931 and encodes 281 amino acids. NCBI's taxonomy places the organism in Eukaryota, Metazoa, Echinodermata, Echinoidea, Temnopleuroida, Toxopneustidae.